AUGGCUGACUUGCUUCGCGAAAGCAUUGAAGCAAAGCAGCCGAAAAAAGGUCUCCCUGCUGCUGAGCAUAUGUCAUACACGCCCUCAUCAAGAAUAGGGGCUACGUUUUCCUUCGUACCACCACCAUCGAAUCCUUCUCACUUUGACGCACAAAGCAAGAUGAAAGAACCAGCGCUUACAACCCAUCACGAUCAGCACACGUCACCGAAUACAAGUCCCAAUCCUAACAAGCGAAUAUGCAUUCAGCGGCCUCACCCGAAUGCGUCGUGCGCUUCUAGUACACCAUCAACGACUCAUGCGGAUUUUCCCUCUGAAACAGGAAGCACGUACUCUCGUACAACACUUCAAAGUACUGAAGUGUGCAUGGAAGCUAGGGGUGGAUACAGUCGUCCGAUGAGCCCUUUUCAACACUCGUUUAGUCCCAAGCAAAGCAUGGAUGACUCUGUGCCGACGCCAACGAUGCAUGAGCCAGUCCAUCAAAUCAGUCCACCACUGACAGCAAGGACACCUAAACGAGCUAUAUGUCAGCAUGAGGACAACGAGAAUUAUGCAACAAGCGCAUAUGAGAGUGAUGAAAAUGAUGAUUGUGCCAACAAUGCCUCUCAAGAUGCUCUCGAGUUAUUGAUUGACGCUGUGUAUGAACCAGAGUAUCCCAACGCGAACUCCAACGAGACACCUGUCGACGAGCAAAUUAACACCAGUCCACUAUCUGCGCAACGUUCCGCAUCGAGCACGCCGCCAACUCCUACUUUGGUGCGUUUAGGGCAAGAAAAAUGCUCUGAUACUUUCACUCCUGCAGCUAGCACAGUACAUCCGACUGUGUCGACACAGGAAUCAGAGGGCAUACGCGCAUCUUAUCCAACUCAGCCCCGUUCACCUGCUGCUGCAUCGUCGGAAAUGUCAGUACGUCAGCGCCACUCUGCGUGUGUCGGCUCUUUGUCUGCUAGUCGGGAGACGGAAUGGUUCACCCCUGACUUACCAGUCGGCACCGAUUUGGAGCAACAAUAUCAUGAAUCAGUUUCUGAUGCUGACAAACGACGUCCUUACGUUGAUAGGAACGAUGGAAGACAAAUGCACAGGCAAAGGCUCUCUAAAAUGUCGAUGGGGAAGAUGGCUCGUCGAAUGCGAUCAUUCCUCGAGUCAUCUCCAGCUACCACGCGAGAGUCUCUGCCAAACAGGAGUGACAAAGAUCCAAAAAGCUCAAAGCACAAUAAACCGCAGCUCGAUCCUGAUUAUUACGGCGUGGCUGAUGCAAACAUGCUUCGACAAGCCUUGUACUCGUCCACGAAAAUGCCCACUUCAACCGUCCCUGUCAUUGCUACGCUUCCCAAGCCCAAGGAUGAAAAUGAGCCACCUUGCUCUGCGGUUCGAGUACGGUCUCUUCGAACGACACGUAAGCUUAACGUAACGAACGGAGCAAAUCCUGCAGCGGCAGCAACAAACACAUCACCCGAGAAACUUUCAGCCAUACGCUCUGGUCGUUUGUUGCGUUGA
Messenger RNA from Malassezia globosa CBS 7966, 1494 nucleotides. RefSeq lists its product as uncharacterized. The transcript has a single exon. Bases 1 to 1494 code for a protein of 497 amino acids. Lineage: Eukaryota; Fungi; Basidiomycota; Malasseziomycetes; Malasseziales; Malasseziaceae. The record is from RefSeq and is a predicted model, not a curated record.